Melitaea cinxia (Glanville fritillary) is the source of this 3217-nucleotide messenger RNA. RefSeq names its product 3'-5' ssDNA/RNA exonuclease TatD. Gene Ontology annotation, molecular function: single-stranded DNA 3'-5' DNA exonuclease activity. Gene Ontology annotation, cellular component: cytosol. Bases 167 to 1081 code for a protein of 304 amino acids. The record is from RefSeq and is a predicted model, not a curated record. NCBI's taxonomy places the organism in Eukaryota, Metazoa, Arthropoda, Insecta, Lepidoptera, Nymphalidae. The transcript is spliced from 7 exons.
AUUUUUAAUAUUAAAAACGUCAAACUUUCCUCAAAAACAUGGUGGCAUUUCAGUGAAAAGGGUGUACGUUUUCACUAUUCUUAAUAUAAAUUAAGAAGCUUAUUAAGCGGGAGUGUUUGAUACAAAUUGUAAACACCGUACGAAUAAGCUUCAUACAAAAUUAAGUAUGACGUCUGAAGAAGUCCAGAUAUCCGAGGAACUGAAGGGAUGUUACGAGAAUCUUAUUGUGAUCGACAUUGGUGCUAACCUAACGAACAAGAAAUACGGCCGUGAUCUCGAUUCGGUUAUUCAAAGGGCAAAAGAUGCAGGUGUCCAAAAGAUCAUGGUCACUGGCACAUCAGUACGAAGCAGUAAGGAAGCACUGAGACUGACCCGCCUCUAUCCUAGCACAAUAUAUUCAACCGCAGGUGUUCAUCCACACGAUGCUAAGUCUAUGACGGAAGAGGAAUCGUGGUUAGAGUUGGCGGCGACCGCAUCGGCGCCCGAGUGUGUGGCCGUCGGGGAGUGUGGACUCAACUAUACCAAGGACUUUUCUGAGCCACAUGUGCAGCGGGAAGUUUUUAAACGGCAGGUGGAAAUGGCUUGCGAGCUGCGGAAACCUCUGUUUGUCCACGAAAAGGAAGCCCAAGACGAUUUAAUAAAAAUCCUCGACGAUUUUGGCAACCGUCUUCCCCCAGUCGUUAUCCACUCCUUCACGGGUUCCGUAGAACAGGGGAUAAAAUAUAUUGAGAAAGGUUUUUACUUAGGUAUAACCGGUUAUAUUUGCAAGGAUAAAUCAGACGGCGGUAUUAGACGGUUGCUCUCGGAAAGGAUAUUGCCUUUGGACAAAUUGCUGGUCGAAACCGAUUCGCCCUUCAUGUAUCCCAACAUGAGGGCCUCGAAACUGCCGCUUCACGUUAAGGAUUCAUUGACCGAGAGAUCCAUGAACUUCGUGAACCGCUACUGCACGUUUCAACGCAACGAACCUUGCGCAUUACCGGCUAUAGUUGAACUGAUCGCCGGUUUCCUUGGUCAGAAGCCAGAGGAUGUCGCACUUGCCACUGCUUUCAACGCCCUCAAACUGUUUGGGCUCAGUCAGUAACUAAAUAUUAUCGAGGACUUGGAGAUUUUAAAUCUUUUGGACGGUUACAAUAUUAGUUCUGCUAGAAGUUUCAGCAAUUUUUAGUAGCGUUUUGGGUUGUGAUAAGGAAAAUAAUGGGCGACCCAAAGUUUGGGCAAGAUUUGGAAUUAUCUUGUCAAGCGAUUUGAUUGCCGAGGGGUUUGAUAAAUGUUAUGAAGUCCUUUUACGUUAUAUGGCAGUUUACUUUUUUACUUGAUUUAAGUAAAAAACGAUAAAUGUUUGUUGGUAAAAUGCGAAAGUGAGUAGUAUUGUUGGUAUAGAAUGUGUAAAGACAACAGGCAGUAAAAAAUCUCCAGGUCCAAGAUAAGAAAUUGUAAGAAUCGAAAAAAAAAAAUAUAUUAUGGCCUUAUUUACGCAAUAUAUUGUGCCUUUAUAAAGAGAGCAAUAAGAUUUAUUUAAUCAUAAAUAAUAAGUAUAUUUAUAGCAAUUGAAUGUUACCUAAUUAAGAGAUUUAUUCAAGAGUUAAUCACAUGAUAUACUUAAAUAUUUGAAGGUUUUUCUUCAGACGUCCAAUAUAUUUGACAGAUAAACUAUCAUACUCACGUACACGAAAUAUGACAAACUGAAAAUGACAUUUAUGUAUGAUGGACAAGUUACAAAGAUUUUGACAAGUUAAGAGGGAUGUCAUAGAUAAGUAAUAAAGAUGAAGCCAACUUGUCCGAUAUUUUUUAUGGCAUUCAGAGGCUAUUUUUAAUAUAAAAUAACAUUCAACAAGUCUUGCCACCGUAUUUACUAAUAAAUUAAAUGCCUCUAAUUUAUUAAUAUCGAAUCAGUGCCGGCCAGGCUAAUUAGAAUAGUAUGAUUUUGCAAAAUCAGACGAAUAAUUUAACAUGUUUUUUUAUAUAUAUUAAAAGCGUACCUGAACGCUUCGAGUCUAAUGCCAUUUAUAAAAAAUAUUGUAACGACGAUAUAGUCUGUGGUUAUUUUUUUUUUGUUUAAUAUAUUUUUACACUGUAUUUAUUUAAUUCUUUCAUGUUUUUUAGCGUUUUGCACAUGCCUUUAAUGUAUUUAGCAAUACAAUUUUGUUCACACACACACAUUCGAAUAAAAUAUUUGCUGUUACAAGUGAGUGCGUGUGUGUGGGUGAAAUAAAUAUGGUGGCAAUCGAUGACAUCUUUAGUCAUUAUGAUCUCAGUAUAUCUACGACUGUACAGAUAUUUUCAUAAAUUCCCGAGUUUGACGUAGCUGUAAUUAUACUAUGUUAUGAGAGUUUGUGUGUGCAUGAUCGUUGCGUAUUUAUUAUCUGUCAAGUCUUUAUAGUUACGUCACAAGCUCAUAUAAUAUGUACUCAUUUAAUUCAUUUCAAAAUGUAAUAACCUUGAAUACAGGUUUUCUGUUUUUGUAACAAGCGAAUUUGUUACGAAACCCGUAGCCAUAUGUCCUCAUAACGUUUUGCCACCAAAAAGCCACUAGUGUCUAAGACCCGUGUCUCGUUGCCACUGUAUAUUAUUAUUUUCGCUCGGUGUUAGGUGUUUCUUGGUCUCGCUCUGCGCAGAGUAUUCCUAUUCGAAUUAAUUCUUAAUAUUAAUAAUUAUUCAUCGAAUAUAAAUGUAAAUAGUGAUUAUAAUUAUAAUAUUAUCUAAUGCUGGUAGUCACAACGAAAUCAAAGACUGCAAGUAUGUAACCGUGGAAUUUGACAUGUUUUAUUAAUUAAUUAUUACGUGUUUUUAUCUUUCUUUUUGUAAAUUAAAAAAAAAAAAUGUAUUUAAUCUAAACCGACUACGCGCGUAGUUACGAAGUGUAUACAGUUUUAUAAAGUGACUACGCGGGUAGUCGGCGCGAGAGUAUUGUUAUUUCUUUAUUUUUUGACAAUCACUUUGUUGAUAGAUUAUAAUUGAUAAUAUUCCGCGCGAUCGCGUAGUUUACACGAAAAUGUAAACAAAUAUAUACAAUAAACUUAUUAUAAAUACAUAUUUAAUAUAUAUUUGUUGAUACUGAUGUAAUAUUUUUGCGUUUUUGGGUAAAUUACGAUAGAUGUCGUGCCGGUCGCGCGGUGAUGUGCUGUAGACUGUAGUGCCUUCGACAAACGUCCUUUUGUGAUACAUAUUUUUCAUAGAUUGUACAGAAUUAUUUCUUUCAAUAAAACGGAAAACUGAA